AUGGAGUUUCUAAAUCGCCAGUUAUCUCAAUUUUGGAACAGAUGGAGGAAGGAAUAUCUCCUAGAGUUAAGAGAAGCUCAUAGAAUUCAUUUACGUAAUUCACCUGGCAGAUAUUGGAUUCAAGUGGGAGACAUUGUAGUCAUACAUAGUGAUGAGAAGAAACGAGGUUUCUGGAGUGCUGGGCGUGUAGAAGAGUUAUUAACUGGUAGAGAUGGAAAUGUCAGAGCUGCUGUAGUGAGAGUUUGCGCUGGUUCGAGACGAUUUAAACUACUAAGGAGACCCAUUCAAAGAUUAUUUCCAAUUGAAGUCCAUCGUGAUGAUCAAGGUGAUCCAGAGUUAGUUGAGGAAAUUCAGCUACCACCAUCAAAUGAAGUAGAAGACAUCACUAAUAUUCCAUGUGAUGAUCUAACAGUUGAUGAUAGUCCAAGCGAGGAAAUUAAUACAGUCCAAGAUUCGGUUAGUUCGGUCGUGAAUGAUGACGAGGAAUUAGUCACUAAUAAGAGGCCUAGGAGAGCAGCUGCUUUUGCAGCACGAGAUCAUAUUAAAGCACAAUCACUGAUGAUUCUGCUAAUUAAACCUGUUAUAUUUGCCUGUCAUUUUGUAGGUGGAGACUGGAUAUUCAUGGAUGCAUUGACGGCUAUAGCUGCAGAAUAA
Messenger RNA from Amphimedon queenslandica, 654 nucleotides. RefSeq lists its product as uncharacterized. The record is from RefSeq and is a predicted model, not a curated record. Bases 1 to 654 code for a protein of 217 amino acids. The transcript has 2 exons. Lineage: Eukaryota; Metazoa; Porifera; Demospongiae; Haplosclerida; Niphatidae.